GAGAGGCGAAAAUCAUUCAAACCAUCUAUCCGCGAGCAGUGUCGGUCCAUUAGACCUGAUUAGAGGCAACAACUCUACUCUUAUUGGCCCGGGCGUAUAAUUUACAUAAUUGCCCCUAAGCGGGAGGUAUGGUGUGUACAGGACAUCUACUAAACUAUCUCUGCCGACCGUUAAACGUCAGCGACUGUGGCAGCCACCGUACAGUAUACCCACCGCUCGGGGCGUUGACUCGAUGCUUGGACAACCACACGGAAUAAUUCCACUGUGACUAUGAGCUAUGUAAGAUCAGAUAUAUUCGCUUGUGGUAUGACUUGGGGGUUUACAUGUGUACCGUGAGUGCAGAACUCCAUAGCUGUGGAUUUUACCGCCACAGAGACAACUUGCUCCGAGAAGUCACGGGGACAAUUAUCGAAGGUCUUAUAACUGACACUGCUCGAGCUGGAGGUUUACCAGUUUGUUCAUUAUGGAGGGUGUUACUCAUUUAAAUGUUCGAUGGAGAAGUCUUUCUGACUUCAAACACUUCUCGAGUUACCUCGUUGGGAUGCUAUGUUUUAUUCAAGCAAUUCCUGUUGUAUACGGACAGUGUCCGAAACGGGUCCAGGAUCAUGCCAAUGCGUGCAUGGCCGAUUAUAGCACACAGUUCCAAAAUAUGCAAAGUGAUCGGAGGAAGCUGUUCAGCGGUAUGGAUGUUGAGCCUUUGAGAGCAUUUUGCAGCGGCUACAAGCAGUCUAUGGCGUGUAUAGAAGUGUUAAAAAGAAACUGCUCUAACAACUCCCAAGAAGCUUACCCCAAGAUAGACACAGCUCUUUUAAAUCUAAAAGGUGCGCGCACUGCGCUGACGGACCUGUGCAAAGAUGAUAAUUUGUACGAAGUUUAUGCAAGAUUUCGAACCUGCUUUGUCACGGAAGGACCGGCAUCGGAAUACUGUUUCACACGUAUAAUGAACGUGUCCAUACAACUUUUAACGACGUUAGACUAUAAGUCAACAGACGAAUUAUGUAGUGAUAUGAGGCAAGUCAUGCAAUGCAUCAAAUCCAAUAUUGAGUUGCACUGUGGAAUGGAAGCUUCGACUAUAGUAGAAAAACUGGUCCGACCGAUGGUGCGGGGAAGCUCCCAGUGUAGUUUCAUUGAAAUACCCAUGACAGUGAACGACGGAGAGAAUACGACACCGACAUAUAAAUCUGGUGGAAGACGAUCGAAUACUCGAGACUCGGGCGAUAACGGAACAAAUUUUUCACACUCGAGGACACUAAGUUGUGUUUACUUGAUACUGUUUCUCGUUGUUGUUCUUUUGUGCUGACAUUCGCCUAUAUUUCAAAGACAAUGGUUCGGCGCUCAGUUUUUUGUUGUCGUCAAAGUUAACUGCAUAAUCACUAUUUCUCUGUCUUUCAAGUGAUGUCUAUGAGGGGCACUCAAAACACCAAGAAACUCACGAUUCUGGGGCAGUUUUUUAUAUGCAUACUUCGACGUGCCUUUGUUCGUUAUCCGGCACCUGAAUGAGUGUGGACGAACUGAAAACGUCCGAACAUCCUACCACAGUGCGUGGGGUCUGUGGGCGUGGCACGGGGAGACAUUACCGAACUUCUUGACGUGACUUGCCACGCAUAACAAGUAUGAGUGCCAAUGUGUCAGCUGUAAAUCUUUCUUUAAGGUGAUGGGAUUAUUCAAAGAUGUACAUAAUGGUAUAGAUCUAUCAUGGGACACGCCAUCGCUAUUUUUAAGGAUACAACUUCUUAUCUCAGACGG
Molecule: messenger RNA, 1746 nt
Organism: Liolophura sinensis
Lineage: Eukaryota; Metazoa; Mollusca; Polyplacophora; Chitonida; Chitonidae
Exons: 6
Coding region: 464-1300 (278 amino acids)
Source: RefSeq, a predicted model, not a curated record